AUGGACAACAGAGAAGACGACAGUUUCUUUGAAGAAAGUAAAAAAGGUUUUGAAGCAACAACAGAAGAAGAAUUUGUUAUUAAUAACAAAAAGGUUGAAGAAACAAAACCAUUUGACGACUAUUUCACGCCAGAGCAAUCAGACUUGGUCUAUGAAAGAAGCGAAUUUAUUACAGACCCAAGCUUGAUCCCAAAAGAAUUAAUCGAAAGAAGAAAAGGGUAUAACAAGAGAGGAAAUAACAAAAGAAGGUAUGACACAAAACCUCGGAAACCCUCCGUAAUGGCUCACGAGACUUUACAAUCGAGAGUCAAACCACUUGGCAAAACUGAUGAGUUUGGGGCACCACUAACAGCUCGUAGAAUUGCUGACAGAAGCGAGAAAGAGUCUGAAGAUAUCCGCCCGAAGUUUAUUAUAAAAAAUAAGGUCGACGAGAUUCCACACUUUGCUUCGGAAACGACAAUGGAGUCAUCGGCAUCAACAGACGAGAACUUCUUUGUUACCGACAAAAGCGAUUUCUUCUCUAUCGACGACGACUUUAGUUUGUUUGGCUCCGAGAAGAAACAGCCCAGUUCGUCGGAGGAUGUACAACUCUACUAA
Molecule: messenger RNA, 597 nt
Organism: Entamoeba invadens IP1
Lineage: Eukaryota; Evosea; Mastigamoebida; Endamoebidae
Exons: 1
Coding region: 1-597 (198 amino acids)
Source: RefSeq, a predicted model, not a curated record